CGAGCCUUGGUUUCGUAUAAAAGAUGUCCCCAACAUCCGAUGUUCUUUAUCCAUCUAGAAACAGGGUUUAGUCUAAAUUUCCCUAUGAAUUUUUAACAUUCCAGUGAAAACUUUUUUUAAGGGGGAAAAAUUUCGAACCGAACGAUAAAAAAACAAGAUUAUUCUCUAGAAACAAAGAAACAAACUUUUUAUUUGAUCAGGUUUUGUUUUACAAGUUUAGUGACAACUUUUCUUUGUUGAAAGUUCAAUAAAUUUAUAGGGUUAAACAAAAUUGCUUAUCGUCAGUGAGAAACAGAGGUCCAGCAGACGAUUGACUUGAUCAACUCAGCAGAGAUACCACGAAGUGAACAGUUGACAUUAGCAGUUGGGCUUAGCCAGUUCCUAGUCUACAGGUAAAAGAAAUAAGUGCAACAUUUCAGCUGGAUUCAAGACUUGGUGCGGGAGAAGAAAACGUUUACAAACAUUUGACUAGACAGACAGACCGAAUACUUAACAAAUAUGCAGAAAAUUCUCUUCGUGUCACUGCUAGUGCUCUCCCUUGCUGUCAUGGAGAUAGUGUGCAUGGACAACAUGCUGACACCCCCUGAGAGACCCGCAGAAUUCAAAAAUGCAAACGAAUUGAGAAAAUAUCUGAAGGCCCUUAAUGAAUACUACGCCAUCGUUGGACGGCCAAGGUUUGGUAAAAGAAAUGGAGCUUCCAUAUUAAACGACCUUUUUAGACAAAAUGGUGACGAAUUCGCUGAUUACGGCGCCAACUGGGCCGACAUCUAAAUGACGUCAUGAUGAGCAUCCCAGAGACCCGCUGUAACAUCUUCCGGUGUGAGCGGUUGUUCUUUCUCAUGGUGCAAUCCAAAAUGUUUCUCUCUAAGAAUUCGUUUCCGUUUUUACUUAAUUUCGUUUUAGAACUUAAACGUGAGAUUGAAUAAAAAAAUUGAUAAAAAAUUAA
Biomphalaria glabrata is the source of this 946-nucleotide messenger RNA. Its product is annotated as pro-neuropeptide Y-like. The record is from RefSeq and is a predicted model, not a curated record. Gene Ontology annotation, molecular function: hormone activity. Gene Ontology annotation, cellular component: extracellular region. NCBI's taxonomy places the organism in Eukaryota, Metazoa, Mollusca, Gastropoda, Planorbidae. The coding region runs from base 499 to 771 and encodes 90 amino acids. The transcript is spliced from 5 exons.